AUUGUUAAACUAUCAAUAUGGCAAAGUCAGAUGAUGAUGACGCAUACCUAUACAGCUCUGAGGACGAUGGGCAACCCUCCACCAAGAAGCAGAAAGUGAACGGAACCACCAAAGAGAAUCCUGCUAAAGACGACGCUGCAGCCACUAGGCCAAGCCAAAGUGAAGAUGAGGAUGAUGACGACGACGAAGAAGAAAGCAGUGAUGAUGAUAUUGAUAUCGUUAUUGGUGACAACACCACGUCCACUUCCAGACCAUCCACAGCAUCUACGUCGGUCACGACAGCGCCAACGAGCGAGUCGACCGAGUCUACUACCCAACCCACCAGUAUCGUGUCAAAUAACCAGAAAGAGUCUUUAGAUAUAAAUAAAGUGGUAGAAUUGGAUGGAAAGCCCUUAACACAAGUGGACUUGGAGAAAUUGAAAGACAAGCCAUGGAGAAUACCAGGGGCUGAUAUCUCUGACUACUUCAACUACGGAUUCGAUGAAAUCAGUUGGACUGCUUAUUGUUGCAAGCAAGACAAAUUGAGAGGUGAAUUCAACCCAGCUAAAUUGAUGGCUCAAAUUAUGGGAGGUCUGAAGGGAAAGAACGGUCCUCCUAUGCCGCCAAUGGGUAUGCCGGUGCCACCUCCAGGUAUGCCAAUGGGAAUGCCACCAAUGGGUAUGAUGCCUAACAUGCCUAACAUGCCUAAUAUGGCUAAUAUGCCAAUGCCUCCAAACAUGCCUAACAUGCCUAACAUGCCCAACAUGCCCCGUAACAUGAACUUUGGUAAGAGCAACUUGCCACCACCACCACCGCCUCCCAAGAAGUAAGGUAUUUUGUAUAUUAAUAAACGAAUCUACUAUCUCC
Yamadazyma tenuis ATCC 10573 is the source of this 846-nucleotide messenger RNA. Lineage: Eukaryota; Fungi; Ascomycota; Pichiomycetes; Serinales; Debaryomycetaceae. The record is from RefSeq and is a predicted model, not a curated record.